Molecule: messenger RNA, 2829 nt
Organism: Aspergillus alliaceus
Lineage: Eukaryota; Fungi; Ascomycota; Eurotiomycetes; Eurotiales; Aspergillaceae
Product: putative UDP-glucose,sterol transferase
Exons: 7
Coding region: 1-2829 (942 amino acids)
Biological process (GO): carbohydrate metabolic process
Molecular function (GO): UDP-glycosyltransferase activity; hexosyltransferase activity
Source: RefSeq, a predicted model, not a curated record
AUGGCAACAGACGCAGCAUCGCCGCGACCGCACAGACAUAGUAUUACCGCGGACGACUGGCCGGAGGAACAUCUCAGUCCCAGGCGUCACUCGUUAGGCGGCAGUCAUGCUCAUGUGAGGGAGCAGGGACUGAACACCGGAGUCCGGGUAAUGGAUGAUGGACGACUGGACAUCAAGAUCCGUGAACACAAGCCCUGGCUACUCAAGUUAAUCAACCAACUCGAGAAAUACCCGAAGCCCCUCGUAAACGACCGCAGGCCAUCAUUUAUUGUUACAGAAGGACAGGAUAAGUUCCCGCUACGACUGAACAUUGUCAUUCAAGUCGUCGGUUCGCGCGGCGACGUUCAACCCUUCGUCGCGCUGGGAAAGGAACUCCAAAAACACGGUCACAGGGUACGACUCGCCACGCAUCUUUCAUUCCGCGAAUAUGUUAGCGAGACGGGGCUGGAAUUUUUCAAUAUUGGCGGCGAUCCGGCGGAAUUGAUGGCGUUUAUGGUGAAAAAUCCCGGGCUGAUGCCGGAUAUGCGGACGCUUCGUAGCGGAGCGAUUCCCAAGCGACGGCGGGAAAUGAAGGCUAUUUUCUCCGGGUGCUGGCGCUCCUGUUUUGAGACUGGGGAUGGGACCGGGAUGCAUCAUAUUAAGGAGGACCCAUGGAGUGAGACACCGGAUUGUACGACGCGGCCGUUUGUCGCGGAUGUUAUUAUUGCCAACCCGCCGAGUUUUGCGCACUUGAGCUGUGCGGAGAAGAUGGGGAUUCCGUUGAAUAUGAUGUUUACGAUGCCGUGGUCGGCAACACAGUCGUUCCCGCAUCCGUUGGCUAAUGUCCGGACGCAAACUACGAAACCGUCUGUUGCGAAUUUUGCCUCGUAUGCUAUUGUCGAGGUGAUAAUGUGGGAGGGGCUUGGGGACCUCAUUAAUCGCUUGCGCAAGAGGGAGCUGGGUCUCGAUCCAUUGGACGCGAUCCGCGCUCCUAGUAUUGCGCAUCGGUUGCGAAUACCAUAUACCUAUCUUUGGUCUCCAUCCCUUUUACCUAAGCCCCAAGACUGGGGCGACAAUAUCGACGUCUGCGGAUUCCAGUUUCUACCCAGUGACACCGACUACAAGCCGCCCGACGAUCUCGAUGCCUUCCUCAAAGCAGGCGAACCCCCAGUUUACAUCGGAUUCGGUUCCAUCGUAGUUGACAACCCAGCCAAACUAACCUCAAUUGUCUUCGAAGCCGUUCGCCUAACCGGGAAGCGAGCGCUCGUAUCCAAAGGCUGGGGCAACAUCGGAGGAGGCAGCGAAGUACCUGAAAACGUCUUCCUGUUAGGAAAGUGUCCCCACGACUGGCUUUUCCAACAUGUUUCAUGCGUCGUCCACCACGGUGGUGCAGGUACCACCGCAGCUGGGCUGGUCCUGGGACGUCCGACAGUAAUCGUUCCCUUUUUCGGCGACCAGCCAUUCUGGGGCUCGAUUGUGGCCCGAGCAGGUGCCGGGCCGCAGCCAGUACCGUAUAAACAAUUGACGGCGGAGAAACUGGCGGACGCGAUCAAUACAGCGUUGGAGCCGUCUACGCUGGAAAAGGCCGAGGAGAUAGGCAAGGGCAUGCGGACGGAAAGAGGCGUGCAGAAUGCUGUCUGUAGUUUCCACCAGCAUUUGGAUUUACGGAGCCUACGGUGCGCAAUUUGUCCUACUCGUCCGGCGGUGUGGUGGCAUCGCCAUAUGCAUGUCAAGUUGAGUGCUUUUGCGGCGGCGGUUUUGGUGGAGGCUGGGAUUGUGAAUCCGCAUAGUUUUGAACUAUACCGUGCCAAAGAAUAUGACACCAACCGCGACCCUCGAGGACCGCUGUCUGCAGGUGCUGAGGUGUUGUACGGAGUAGUCAGUGAUUUCAUCAGUGGACUUGCAUCUGUGCCCGCUGGUGUAGCUGGGGUGUUCUCCAAUGAGAAUCACAGAAAAAAAGAUAAUCACCGUCAUCGUCAUCACCUCAGUAACCGAGACUGGGUAAGAGAUCACUGCACGGAAUCACUGGAAAAGGCGCGUGAGCAAGAAAAGGAGAGAUCUUCCCGGGGCAACGCUAAUGGCCAUACUGGAGUGGCCAGAUCCGAAGCCGACACCAGGUCCCUUCAAUCAGUGUCCCCGGAGUCGGCGAGCGAUAGUGAAUACGCCUCAGCGGAGGAAGAACAGUCGCAAAGCAGCGAAGACACUAUAAUCGAUGCCUCCGAUGACCUUGAGAAUGAGCUAGACCUUGAACGGACAAUAACUCGGAAACAGGCUAAAGAAGAUAAGAAUGGCACGAAAGAGUUUUUGACAGAAACAGGGUACCAUACUACCAAGUUCGCAAAGCAGGUGCUCAAUUUUGCGCUCAUGCUUCCCACCGACUUGACGCUCAGCUUAGCGAAGGGAUUUCAUAAUGCACCCAAGCUUUAUCAUGAUACGACGGUGCAGAAGAUUCCGAGAGUCUUGAACGUGAGGAGUGGGUUUCGAGCAGCUGGGACAGAAUUCAUGGAGGGGUUUUACUAUGGUAUUACAGGUCUUCUCACGCAGCCUGCGCGAGGUUUCCAGAAGUCUGGCGGGAGAGGUUUAGUCAAGGGGGUUGGAAAGGGGAUUGGUGGUGUGUUCUUUAAGCCAGCUGCAGGCAUCUGGGGCUUAGCAGGAUUCCCACUGGACGGAGUACAUAAGAGUCUUCGCAAUUCCUUAACCAAGAAUAAAACAAGAUACAUCCUACGGUCACGACUGGACCAAGGAAUCGAGGAGAUGUGUGUAGCAUCAACAGAGGAAAGGGCCAUGGUGAUUCAGAAAUGGCGCGAAUUAGAAGGGAACCAUCCUCAAAAUCAAAAUGGUGACGCUUAA